CCGUAAGCAGUGUGCAGCACAUGCAGGUGCCUCUGUCAAUGCCAUCCAAUAAUGGCUGGGCGUUUCCGUUCCCGACAGUCUCUCCUUCAGUGCCUGCGGGUGCUUUCCAAUAUCAGUCCCGUGUUAUCUGCCUCCAGCUUGUGCCGUCCUGGCCGUGGUAUUUCGUUUGCGUCCGUGGGAUAGGAUGUCGCCGCAAAACAAUAUCAUUACCAGGCGGAAGAACUUACUUCGCAAACGAGCGAAUACUGCUAAACCCCGGACAUUGAGGCUCGGCCAAGACUGCAACAUCUUCACUGUCUUGAUCUACUAUAAUCUCGUCCGCGAAGCUCUCGACGGAGUGGUACACUUACCAGAAGGCGAGACACUGCCGGAUUUGAACGCCUGUGCUAGGGACAUUAUGUCAAAGCAGUCGAAGUCUAUGCUGGGGCACCGAAGACAACCACGUCGCUCAUCAAGACAGAAGCAAAGACCGGCAAGUCCUAGGCAAGGUAGAGAUGCCGGCGACCGGACCGAGCGUGAGACAGGCGGCGAAAACGACGGGGUGUGGAGUGUCACUUCCAGUCCUCCAUCUAAUGCUCGACCAUUAGCGAGGCAGGGAAGGCAGGGCGUACCUGAAUCGUUGCAAGAUAAGAACCACGCACCGACGGACGGACGUGCUAUCAGGAAUGGGCACUCAAGUCAGGACGAGGUCCACUCCACAGCAUGUGAUGAAGACGCUGAGGGAGACACAACCCACUCCGAUGGCAACGGAGUGCUCGGACCGCUUGCACAGGAAGUUCAGCUCGAUACGCAGUGGCUGCAAGAUGGCAUGGACUUGAGCUUUGACUUCGACGAUGACUUCGUUUUACCGGUAAAUGACACGAUACAUACGACAUCAGCAAACCCUGCCGCAGCGCCAGCUGCCAUGAUUCCCCAGGGCAACAAGAGUAUGGCAGGAUGGGAAGAACACGAUUUCCAGCAAUCCCAAGGAGCAGCCUCCCAGUGUGCUCCAUUCGAAGGGACUUGGCCAUCGCUUCAGCCACUCUCAUUUGCUGCCAACACCGACUUGCUUUCAGUCCCACGCAAGCGCCAACAAAAGAUACGACUAUUGAGAGCAUUGGUAAACUCCUAUCUACACAGGAACGACAAGAAUCCCCCCAAUCUCACGGGCUCCGGUGCUACAUUCUCUUCAAAUCAGAGCAAGCUGGAAAGGAAUCGCCGUUUCAAAAGGUUUCUAGGGUACCUCUUGCAACGAAAUAAAGAAAUCAGGGAGUUCGACAAUUGGUGUCAAGGCAGGCGCUAAAUUGUAGACGCCACCUGCUCCCGCCGGCCCACCCUGAAUCUCCAAGCGAGAAUUUAGGGUUUGUUGCAUUACGUGGUCGUUAAAGUACGAAAUAAUAAUAAAUGAUAGUUCUACAGAUAAGGAAUAC
Emericellopsis atlantica is the source of this 1409-nucleotide messenger RNA. RefSeq lists its product as uncharacterized. Bases 185 to 1282 code for a protein of 365 amino acids. The transcript has 2 exons. Lineage: Eukaryota; Fungi; Ascomycota; Sordariomycetes; Hypocreales; Bionectriaceae. The record is from RefSeq and is a predicted model, not a curated record.